Helianthus annuus (common sunflower) is the source of this 2850-nucleotide messenger RNA. RefSeq names its product two-component response regulator ARR1. Gene Ontology annotation, biological process: phosphorelay signal transduction system; cytokinin-activated signaling pathway. The transcript is spliced from 6 exons. The record is from RefSeq and is a predicted model, not a curated record. Lineage: Eukaryota; Viridiplantae; Streptophyta; Magnoliopsida; Asterales; Asteraceae. Bases 403 to 2427 code for a protein of 674 amino acids. Gene Ontology annotation, molecular function: DNA-binding transcription factor activity; DNA binding.
GGUUAGAUAACAUCAUACAUGAGCUGGAUCCACACUCAACGGAGAGACCCACUUUCUAAUCAGCAAGAAUAUUAAAAUACAAAAUCAUAAUAAUUAAAAUCCAAAACAAAAAAAAAACCUUCAGAGAUUGAAGCACAAAACCAUGUGCUAUAAUAUAAAUCUCAUAAACACAAACUAAUAAUUUCUUCCCCAUUUCUCCUUCUCUCUCUAAAAGUCCAAAUCUUGAGAAAAAAAAAUUAAAAAAAUUAAAAAGAAUUUCAAUUUCUGUUUGUUUCUAUUUUUGUUGAUUUUCUUGAAUUGGGUUUUCAUCUUUAUGCCCAAAAAUAGUUAAAAGGUUUGAUUUUGAUUCAUAAAAAUGAUUUCUUUGCAGUUAUAAUUGACUGUUUAUUUUUGGAAAAUUUAAUGAUUAACAAUAAUAAUAAUAAACAGAUGAUGCCCAGUUCAAGUGGUGGGUCUUGGAAAUCUGCCGGCGGCGGUGGUGGCGGCGAUGGUGGUGUCUCCGAUCAGUUUCCGGCAGGUUUAAGGGUGCUUGUGGUUGAUGAUGACCCAACUUGUCUCAUGAUCUUGGAAAAGAUGCUUAGACACUGCAACUAUGAAGUGACUAAAUGUAACAGAGCUGAAGUUGCUUUAUCAUUUUUAAGAGAAAAUAAAAAUGGAUUUGAUGUUGUUAUUAGUGAUGUUCAUAUGCCUGAUAUGGAUGGAUUCAAACUACUUGAACACAUUGGGCUUGAAAUGGAUCUUCCUGUUAUCAUGAUGUCGGCCGAUGACAGCAAGAGUGUAGUUAUGAAGGGCGUUACACACGGGGCGUGUGAUUAUCUGAUCAAACCCGUUCGUAUCGAAGCGUUACGCAACAUAUGGCAACACGUGGUUCGAAAGCGUAAACACGAGUGGAAGGAUUUCGAGCCGUCAGCAAGUGCGGAUGAGCAGAAACCGCCCGAAGAACCCGACUACUCGUCUUCCGCAAACGAAGGGAAUAAUUGGAAAAACGCGAAACGGAGGAAAGACGAGGAAGAUGAAGCGGAAGAACGGGAUGAUUCUUCUUCGUUGAAGAAGCCUCGGGUUGUUUGGUCGGUUGAACUUCAUCAACAGUUUGUCGCAGCGGUUAAUCAGCUUGGAAUCGAUAAGGCUGUCCCGAAGAAGAUCUUGGAGCUGAUGAACGUUCCUGGAUUAACGAGAGAAAACGUCGCCAGUCACCUUCAAACCUUUCUUCCUCACAACUGCAAGAAUUUGGUGCAGAAAUACCGUCUUUAUCUCAGAAGACUCAGCGGGUCUCCGCAUCCAGGUGGGAUGAACACGGGCUUUAUGGGCGGUCCGGAUUCAGGAUACGGGUCAAUGUCGUCGCUAAACGGGCUCGAUCUUCAAGCUCUCGCCGCUAGUGGUCAACUCGGUCAACUCCCUCCACAAAGUCUCGCAACUCUCCAAGCGGUGGCUCUCGGUAGGUCAAAUAACUCGAAGUCCGCUGUUUCCAUGCCCGUUACCGAUCAACGAAAUAUUUUUAGCUUUGAAAACCCGAAGUCAAGAUACUCCGAACUCCAAAGUCAACAUUUGAAUAAUAAUAAUAACGGUAAUAGUAAUAGCAAGCAAAUAAAUUUACUUCCCGGGAUUCCGACAAACAUGGAACCGAAGCAAUUCGCGAGUUUGCAUCAGUCCGGUCAGCAUUCUUUCGGGAGUAUGAACAAUCAAGUUCUGAUUCAGAUGGGUGGUCAAAGUCAAAGUCAAAGCCAAAGUCAACAUCAAGUUCAAUCGAAUACAAACGCUCAUCAUGUCUUAAGGCAGCCUGUUUUGUCCAACGAGAUGUACAAUCCUGUGGUAUCGGUAUCACAAGCGUCGUCUCUUGUGGAUUUCUCUAUGAAUCAUAAAACGGAAUCUUCCGGAAGUAGUUACCAUCUCGGGGGUAGUUUGGGAAUUCCAAAUGUUCGGGCUACAUCGUCAGCUCUCCAAGGAGACGGGAACUUGGACACCAAGGUUUCGGUACGAGGAAUUGUUCCGAGUUAUGAUGUUUUUAACGAUUUGAACCAAAACCGCAAUUGGGGUUUACAAGACGCGGGUUUGACCUUUGACCAGUCUCAUUCAAUUCCAGUAGGAUCGGAUGGCCCGUCAUCGUUGUUACUUCAACACAACCGUUCUUCGGGAUCCGAAAUGGGAGGGCAGAACCGUAGUUUAGCUAGUGGGAAGGUGAUUUUCUCCCAAGGGGUUGACACUAGAACACACCAUAACGGGUCAAACGUCGGUCAACAACAACGUAACACGUACAUCAAGACCGAAAGCCAUAACGAUGGAAGCUUUCAUAACACGUUAUAUUCCGAACAGUAUGGUCAAGAUGAUCUUCUAGCUGCAAUUCUAAAACAACAACAACAAGAAGGUGCCGGACAGCCGGAAAACGAGUUUGGAUUCGAUGCAUAUGCGUUGGAUGAUUUACCAGUGUAAGUAGGACAUGUACUCUGUGCUUCAGUUGGUGUACAUAGCUUGACUUCCAGCCGAAAAAAUCCAAGAUUUCUUGAAAUUCCGGUAGCGCGUUUUUAUUGAUGUUGUGAAUAGGUUGUGGCUGCACAUGAUUAUGACGAUAUUAAGGAUGGAACACACGAAAUGCAAAGCAUUAUUCGUGUUUAAAUUUUUUGACUGCUUUAGGUAGCGUACGAAACCCGAACCUGUAGCAACGAGCAGGCAAGUAUGAUUUCUAGGAUUGUGAAUUUGGUUUUUCUGCAGAAAUUUGAGGAUCUACUAUAAUUCUAUUUUGUGCAGUCUUGGAAUAAUACAGAGUUUGUGCUUGUUUUUAACCUUAAAUGUUGUUUGUUCCGACUUAUGGUAGUUUUCGUAAGUUUUUUUUGUCGAAUGAUGUUCGUUGAUGAA